AUGGGGCGUGUGGUUGGCUCAGUGUUUCAGUCUGAGGGGGUUCAUAAGUGGGAAGACCAAGAUGAUCUCCGUUUGAAGGAAGAAGGGGUGGAACGGAAGCGUACGAGCGAGGCGUCGACCGGAAUUUAUGACGCCACGUUGAGCGAUACACACACUGGCUAUGCUGAGCGUAUCCUGCAACGGACGAAGCGUGACAGUGUGGAUGGCGUUAGGGAACAUUGGAACGAAGUGCAGUCCGAAAACGCGACCGGAAACGUGAACGAAAUCGCGACCGGAAACGUGGAGCCGUAUCGCAAAGAGCCGGAGCAACCGGUCCAAUGGCAGCAGCAUAAAACUUCCGACAGCCGGGUUCCGAAUAACAAGAUUGAGGAGCACGAGGUUCAGGAGAAUGGGAUAGGCAAAACCGUUCGAGGUCGGACCCAGAAGGGCGGGGCAGUCUCCGGUCGAAGAGUCCUUUCGGAGCUGACAUCCGCUGUCCCUUUGCGAGCUACCACCGGAGUGGAACAGUCCGCCGAAGAAGUAGAGAAGCCCGCAAGUGAGUCGGGACCCGGUGCAGGGGCGAGCUCUGAGAGGCUUUUGGCAAGGAUUUCCUCUACUGGUCCAGUUAGGAGACAAGUCGAAUGUGAGGUACAUGAGUCGGUAUCCGCCUUAACGGAAGGCUCCAGCCACGGUCCUGCCACGGUUCCUGAAGGACCUUUUUGCCUAGCUCCCCAGUUGAUUGCAAGCGAUCGGACCAACAACAGUGCUACAAAUAACAGUGCCACGAACUACAGUGCUGACAACAGCAGCGCUGUGAAUAGCAGUGCUGUGAAUAGCGCUGGUCCCAUGAAGAGAAGCAGCCCCGCGGUUAGCUCUACCCCAACGGAGAGUUGUAAUCUAACAAGCCAGGGUUUACGGAGCACCGACGGUUUACGGAGCACCGAGGGUUUACGGACCACCGACGGUUUACGGAGCACCGACGGUUUCUCGUCUGAUUUAACAGGUGGCGACCACCCGCUUGCUAGUGGAAAAUAUUCUUUACGAGAUCGGAAAGAAAGUUCUAGGGAGUCCGGACGUGGAGAUGGGCGUGGGCAUGGUGUGGAGUACGUAAGCGAGUUGACUACAGCUGGUGAGAUUGCGCAGGAGGAGAACGUGUACGUAGCAGGUUGGACAAAUGGGCCGUUGUCUGGGGAAGUGUCGGUUUCCGCCGUUCAGGAUUCCAGGGGUGUUCGAGAGACGAUAAUUAUUCAAGGGUCUGUUUCCUUGAAGGAGUGCAUAGGCGGAUGCGAGGAAGUGGGGGAAGUGAGUUCUUCAGACGGGAUGGGGACUAAUAGGAUGUCCUCAGGUUCUGGUGGGGUUCCCACGAGAUCACCAAACCUCUCUGCCCUCGAUUUGACCGAAGCCUUGGACACCACAGGUGGGUCACCGUCAGACCCUUCGUUUGACCUUCACUUGCCCUCAGAUCCUUCUAACCCUGACAUGUAUCCGUUGGGCUCCGACUUCUCUCCGCUUCUGGACGAGCCCAACAGUCGACGGAACGGUUCUGUGGUGGUGCCAAUUCCGUUAUCUCCUACGGCCCCCGAAAGUCGGAAGCAGUCCUCAUUGCCGACGAAUUUGCCAAUCAACGGACUGCCUGUGGACCAUUCGCCUAUCGACGAUUCGCCUAUCGACGAUUCGCCGAUAGACGAUUUGCCGAUAGACGAUUUGCCGAUCAACGGAUUGAUAAGCCCGCAGCGGGAUUGCCGAACCACCGAAGAACCAACAAGUCAGCUGCCCACAACUCAGUUAUCCGUCGAGAAGGGUAAAACCCCGACUAUACCAAGCAUGGGCUUGGUGAACUUUGUCCAGCUGGACGAACUCCUCCUGCGACUAAAGGAGACUCUCAGUCUGUGUCUGGAGUCACCAGACCUAGGUACAACCCAAAGACUCAGAGCGUCUACACCUCUACCUACAAGCAACCUCUCAGGCAUCAUUGAAUUGGUUAGUCAAUACGAACCCGGUGCUGAAUAUAUCGACCACCUCAAAGAUUUGGAAACCAAAGGCGGGUGGUACACACUACUCGGAUGCAUGACGGAGUUUUGGAGAGUUGCCAGAUUCCGAUGUAACAGCGGGUUGGGUGACUCCGUUCACUUUGUUCCCAUGAUGAAAGACAUUUGUCGGUGUCUUGAUAACCGACGGACUGCCAUAGCAAAGUGCGCGAUCAGUAUUAUUGAGGAGCUAUUUCACCAUUCCUGUGCAGCAACGGUAAGUGCCCACAGCUGUUACAACAGCUUGAUCAAGCAGGGUUGCCUCACAUUAUCGUACUUGCAGAAACGGGUCACAUUUACUUGUUGUGGUGCUUGCUUGUUAAAGAUGGCCAAUCACAACAAUUUGUUCAUGGUCAAGCUGGCGGAAGCGGCUCUGGAUCACAUUAUGGCCAACGGUGACGUGUUGAGCAUGCUCAAGGCCUUCAAUGCUGCACUACAGAAGGCCGCCACGGACAAGCAGAAAAUUCAGGUGUUGCGAUCAUUUACUAACUACGCGCGACGGCAAGAGGCGUUCGCCGAGGACCCCGCCACCCAGACAGAGUGGCUGCGGGCGAAGAAUCAUACUUCUAAGGUAAUCUUCCCCCGAGUGCCACACCCCUGUGCACCCUGUUAA
Messenger RNA from Gregarina niphandrodes, 2619 nucleotides. RefSeq lists its product as hypothetical. The transcript has 3 exons. The record is from RefSeq and is a predicted model, not a curated record. The coding region runs from base 1 to 2619 and encodes 872 amino acids. Lineage: Eukaryota; Apicomplexa; Conoidasida; Eugregarinorida; Gregarinidae.